Leptidea sinapis is the source of this 2751-nucleotide messenger RNA. RefSeq names its product angiotensin-converting enzyme-like. NCBI's taxonomy places the organism in Eukaryota, Metazoa, Arthropoda, Insecta, Lepidoptera, Pieridae. The transcript has 11 exons. Gene Ontology annotation, biological process: proteolysis. Gene Ontology annotation, cellular component: plasma membrane. Bases 301 to 2535 code for a protein of 744 amino acids. Gene Ontology annotation, molecular function: metallopeptidase activity; peptidyl-dipeptidase activity. The record is from RefSeq and is a predicted model, not a curated record.
UGAUUUGAUCGAGGCAUCAGUAAGUCGUUACUCGCAUAACAAUGCGUCGACGCCCAUGCCGUAUAUGUACAGUGCUCAGCCACAGUUAAACGUUUUCAAAACAUAACUACCGUUCAUUGUUCACAUUUUAAAAUUCAUCACAAAACAAUCAAACAGUUGCCGAUAUUCAAAAACAUCAGCAAGGCAUACGGAGCUAGUACGGUGUAACGAUUCAAUUUUAUAGGAUUGUGUAAUCGAAAUAUGUUUUCAGUGUUGUGUUACAUUCUGUGAUUGUCAUCGAGUGCUGUGAUAAAUAUUAUAAUGUUGUUUUACAAAUCCUUGGUUACGUUUAAUAUAAUAUCACUAUCAUUAGCUGUGCAAUAUCCCGUGAAUCCUACUUCAGAUAUGUCUACCGAUGAAAAGAUUAUUGCAAGGAAUAAGACUGUUGAACAAUCAGAUGAAAGUGGUCAUGAAAUAGAAUUUGCGGGAGAAGAUGUAAAAGAGAAAAAAUAUUUAGAAGAUGCCAUGCAAACUGUCUUAGAUCCAGAUACAGUCAUAACUAAAAACGACGAUACUGUUGAACAUUUCAAAGUACAUAUGGAUGAAUUGGAGAAAGAAAACUUAACACUGGAAGCUUAUAUGAAUGAGAUGGACGAAUUGAGCCUAGAAGUUUGUAAAGCAUCGCAAGAAGCACUGUGGUCAUACGUAACUGAUAUUAAAAAUGAUAUGAAGAAAAAUAAAAUGAUACACAUAGCCGGUGAGGAGGACGAAAUCAAAAGGCAAUAUUGGAACACUAUAAAAAAUAAAUAUAUAGCUGAAGUUCAAAAUUCUAAUGAUUUGCGGCUGAAAAGAAAAUUAAGAAUAAUUAAGGAAAGGGGUACAAACGUACAGAUGCCGAAGAGCAAACAACGCGAAGAAAUAGAUGACAUGCAACGUAUUUGGAGUCGAGUUUCUUUAUGCGCAUUUGAUGAUCCUGGAUGUAAAAAAGAAGAUUCAGCAAAAAGUAUGAAUGAUGUAAUAUCUAUUUUCAAGACAAGUAAUAAUUAUGAAGAGUUAAAAUACUAUUGGAAAGUUUAUAGAGACGCAACAGGAAAAAAGGUUCGGCCCAUCUUCAAAGAUUACGUAAUGCGAAUGAAUAAAGUAGCUGAAUCAGAGAACUUUAAAGAUGCAGGAGAAAUGUGGCGAUAUAACUUUGAAGAUGAGGAUUUUGUGAAAACAGUAGAUAGAAUUUGGAAUGACGUCAAACCUUUAUAUGGUUUGAUUCAUAGCUAUGUUAAAACUAAAUUGAAAGCGGUGUACAAUCAAGAUCUUCAAGCAGACAGCAAUUUGAUUCCAGCCCACAUAUUAGGUAAUUUGUGGGCACAGGAAUGGCAAGCGAUUUAUAACUUAGUUGCUCCCUAUCCUGACAUACCACGUCGCGCUAUAAAUGGAAGUGACAUAGUAUACUCAAGAGAUUAUUUCGAAUUUGUGGACAAAUUUCAUCAAUCCCUUGGUUUUGAAAGUGCAAGCGAUUCCUUUCAAGAUAUAAGAGAAACACCAUCAACAGCAAACUGUUUGCCUUCAAGCCAUGAUAUGUGUGACGGAGUUAACUAUAAAAUAAAAUGGUGCGGAGAGAAUAUAACUGAUAUCAAUGUAGGGUUGUCACGUGCUGCAAGACUGCUGGGACAUGUACAAUAUUUCAAGCAUUACCGUGAUCUGCCUCCGCUAUUUAGGGAUGGCCCUAACCCAGCGUUCCAUGAUGCCAUCUCCGACAUCGCUGCUGUACAGCUCACAGCCCCUCAUCUUUUGAAGAACUUCGUGGAUGGAGUCUCGCAGGGAGAACAGGCAGCCUUGAACCAUCUCAUGUGGCUUGCGCUUGAAAAGUUUCCUUUAAUGGGAUACGCAUAUGUGCUGGACAAGUGGAGAUGGGACGUGUUCGGUAACAGCAGUAUGGUGGAUUGGAACCAACAUUGGUGGGAUCUAAGGAUAAAGGAGACGAUGAUAUCACCACCUGUAGCAAGAAACGAAAGUGACCUGGAUCCAGCCUCCAAGUACCACGUCGUGUCACAUGUCCAGUACAUAACUUACCUGAUAUCGCAUGUGUUAGAGUUCCAAAUCCUCCGAUCAUUAUGCAAAAAAGCGAGUUACACAGGACCUUUGCACGAGUGUUCUAUAUAUGGCGCGCAGGAAGCAGGAAAACUGCUCAGUGAUGGUAUGUCCCUUGGAGCGAGCGAAGACUGGAGAAUAGUUCUCCGAACAAUAACGGGCGAAACUGAACUUUCAACAGACGGAAUACUAGAAUAUUUUUCUCCGUUGAAAGAAUUUCUUCUACAAGAGAACACAAAACUCAAAAGCGAUGAAGAUAUGGACGCGAGUGCACCUAUAAUUGUCGGAAUAAUUGUAAUGAUCUUGAUCGUUUUAAUGUUCAUAAUGUAUUGUUUCAAAAAGCGUAACCAUCUUGAUAAGUUCUGUGCGAUGUGUGGUCUCAGGAAAAAUGGUUCUUUAGAUAUUGCUACACAUGACAUUUCGCAUGCUAAAACUAAUGAAGUUGAAGGAAUAAAAGAGGAUAAAGUAUGAGACUGUUAAAUGCACGAAAAUAUGCAAGAAUUGAUAGCAACUAGUAUUAUAGAUGUUAUAUAAAAUUACAUUUUGUAUUUUACUGUAAUUGUAAAAAUAGUUUACGAAAUAUUUUUAUAGCAUUGGCUAGUUACUGUAUACGUAUGAAAGAAUUGAUAUCAGAUAUUGUAGAGCAAUAUUAUUAUGCAGAAAUAAAAAUUAUGUUUUAUAUUAUAA